AAAGUAGUAAUCUGUGAUGUAUUUGUGCAGUGGUACAAACAGAACAGAGAGCUCAAACGACGCAGCACAGCUCUGGUGCAAAGGGUGAUGCAAGUAGCUCCAGAUACCAUGGCAGACCUAGCGGACGACACUGACUCUGGAGUUUCCACAGACACUGAUGACUUUGAUGAGCUCAGAAAGUCUGUACAAGAGUUGAACCAUGAUGUGGCAAGAUUGCAGGCUGAGGUGAAUGCAGCUAGACUCCAGGAGUUCGAAGCACAGGAGACCAUUGUGGAUUUGACCAGUCAACUGGAGGAAGAGCGCAGCGCUCGCACUCUGUUGGAGAGCGAACUACAGGAACUGAGAUCGAUGAGGGAGAAUCUAGGCCAGGUCAGUCGGCUGGUGGCGGCCGAGGUGUCUUCUCUCCGAGAGCAGUGCGAGAGAGAAAAGAUGACUGCUCAGAGGAUGAAGGAAGAUGCAGACAAAGCUAAGAAAGAGAGGAAUGUACUGGCUCAUCAAAGUCAGCUGCUGAUGUGCGAGGUGGCAGCUGACCAGAGACUCCUCCAGGUUGUCAUGGAAGUUGAGAAUCUCAAGAGGACUCUGGAGGAGGAACAGCAGAGGCACACAGCAGAAUUACAAGCUCUACAGGAGAAGCUAGAAGAAAGGGAAGCUGAAGCUCAAUUAGAGUUAUUGGAAGAGAAACUCAAACUGGCCGAAGCAGAACUGACGUGUGCUUUACAGAGAGCUGAGAGAGCAGAAGCAGUUUCUCAACAACUGUCCUCUAAAGUUAGUUCGCUGGAGGAGAAAUUGGAACAGUCCCUCAAAGCACCUCCUCCUCCAUUUCCACCCCCUCUACCACCACCACCACCCCCUCCUCCCAUGCCAUCCCUGUGUCCACCACCUCCAGUCACUCUCCGCCGUCGCCCCAGUUGUGAUGGUGCCGAGGCUCCUCCAGUUCACUCAAGCAGUGCUGUGCUAGAGAUGGCUAAUCUUCUGGGCAUCCCCAGGAAAACUACUAAUCAACCCUCACAACCUGGAGCUAUUGAUGACAUCAUCAACCAAAUAAAAGGAGGAAGGUUCACAUUAAAGUCCACAGAGCCUAAACCGAGGUUACAAAAGGUUGAGGAGCAGCCACCAGUGGUGCAAGAAAUGAUCAAUGUGCUUGGGACGCUGAGGAAACGCCGGACACCGAGCAUGCGUAGGCAGUUGGACAUGCCUCCUGCCGACGUCCCACUCUGACUCGUAUUGCCAACCACAGCAUGUUUUUGGCGAUAUGGAUGAAGUCAGAUUCUCAGCCCAGCAGCUGAUAUCACUGGUCCAAUUGAAUGAACAGAUGUCUUUCAGACUGGGAAUAUUUUUAGUUUUGUUUAAGGUUUUAAGAAAAGUGUUGGUGUAUAAAAAUGUCACCUCUAAUCAUGGGUUUUCUUUAUCAAAUGAUAUAUACUCAUACCAGUUUGUUGAAUUAUUGAGAAUACAAUCAAUCAUUACAUUACAAUUCACUAUUGAAUUGAAUUUAAAAUCUGUAUUCAUUGAAUAUACAGUACAUUGUGUAUACAUUGGAUAGCGUCAUAAAAAUUACUUAACUAAUACACUUAUAAACUAAGAGGUUAUAAUUUAUUAUCUACUCAAAUGUCUGAAUUGUAAUAUAACUAUCUGUUAAAGUUGCAAUUAGUUAAAGUAGAAUGACAAAUAGAACACAGUAAAAUUGUGAGUGGGCUAUAAAUGAUAAAAUAAUGUUUUUGCAUAAGAUAAAUUGAAGUUUAAUUAAGAGAAUUACAUUUUUAAUUCACUUAAAAGCCUCUAGCCUAAAUAAUAAAUAGGUAAAGCUUUUGUGACCAAUGAGUUUUUUGAAGUAUGAUAAAAAUGUCAUAAGAUUACAAACAAAAUAUUUAGAAUAUGAACAAUUACUAAAGAUUCAAAUACUCAAUGUUUACAAAUUUGUUUUUACUAAAAAUUUAAAUAGUGAUCUAUUCCAAUCCAUUGUGAAAUUUGUAAGUUAUUUGUUUAAUACCAUAUAUACUAUAUUUUUAUUGCAUUACACAAAUAAUUAAUUUGAGCUACUAAUAAAAGAAAGUUCUGAUUUCAAAAUGUUGCUUGCAACAGUGCAGGAACUACCACCGAACACAUAAUGUAUAUAUUUUUACAAUAGAGUACUGAAAUGCAUACUGUAAAUAGUUUAAUGUAUGUUGUUUAACACUGUAUAUUUGAACAAUAAAAAUAAUGUUGAUUCUGUUA
Messenger RNA from Homalodisca vitripennis (glassy-winged sharpshooter), 2214 nucleotides. Its product is annotated as shootin-1-like. The coding region runs from base 88 to 1218 and encodes 376 amino acids. Lineage: Eukaryota; Metazoa; Arthropoda; Insecta; Hemiptera; Cicadellidae. The transcript has 8 exons. The record is from RefSeq and is a predicted model, not a curated record.